AUGGCUAAUACCCCUGUUCCAGUAUUCCUAAUCAACCUUAUAGCUCUGUCAGCUUCAAUAUUAUUCUCUGUCAUAAUCAAUCCCUCCGGCGCCGUGUUCGUGAGCAACAGCGUAAGAAUCUUCCCAGCCUUGAAGAAAAACUGUUACACCAUCCCAGUUGACAAAGCUGGCCAAAGAAUUCUGGUUCGAGCAAGUUUCUUUUAUUGGGGCUUUUAUGUUAAUAAGACUUCUCCCACCUUUGAGCUCCAGUUUGACGAUGAUCAGAUCCCAUUCAUUUCUGCACUCGAAAUUCGAAGCUUGGAUUUCAAAAUGUACAGCCAUGUCGAUCCCAAGUAUGCUCUUCUGUUGGCAAAUAGGUUUUAUGAUGGUGGAAAUCAAACUCUCAGGUAUCCAGAUGAUGCAUAUGAUCGAAUUUGGGUGCCGCAGACUGGUUUUGGAUCAAUUACUGUGAGCGUGAAAGGUAACGGUGGGAGCAGGCUUCCAGACGAUAAGAACGUACCAAUUUACAUCACAACUUACUUUUCUGAAGUUGACAAAACGAUCAAAAGAUCCCUACAAUUUUCGAUAGACAGCAAGCCUUAUGAUCGACCUGUGGUUCCACCUUUUGGAAGCGUAGCCGUAGCGUACAUUACCAACAUGACGGCAUCUUCUAACACUAGUUUCAGCAUACAGGCAGCUGCUGAUUCCUCGAUUCCUCCCCUCAUCAAUGCCUAUGAAGUUUAUACCAUCACUGGACCUCUAGCACAAGCAACCAACUCUAAAGAUGGUACAUCGCUAAUUCGUUUCAACUGCGGCAUAUGUAACUGCAUAAUGGUUUAUGGUAUGGUUUAG
Molecule: messenger RNA, 831 nt
Organism: Rosa chinensis
Lineage: Eukaryota; Viridiplantae; Streptophyta; Magnoliopsida; Rosales; Rosaceae
Exons: 3
Coding region: 1-831 (276 amino acids)
Source: RefSeq, a predicted model, not a curated record